AUGAAGACCAAGAACAAGUCCAUUGAGGUUGAAGCAUCUGAUGAAGGUUCUCGUCAGCCGAAGAUCACACGUGUAAAGCCUACGAAAAGUAAGUCUUCAGUGGCUACCUCAAGCUCAAAAAAAUGGACGCCAGCAAAACAAUUCUCGGGUCCUACGGGUAGUGGGGUGUUUGGUGUACGUGUGUUCAUAACGAAGGACCGAAAUCCUUGUUCACCCUUGCUUCACGUAGAAUUGGAGGAACAUAUCUCGUUCAAGCUUACUUUAAAACAAAUAAGAGGGUGUGGAAACAAUGCCAAGUGUGCUACAUGGUAUAACACAGCAAUGCAAGACACACUGAAAGCGAAGGUCAAAGAAGUUGGCUUUUUUCCCUUUGUGUCAAUAUUGAGGCAUGGAAAGAAAAGGGAUAGGCCACUUGUGGCCUUAGCUGAGAGAUGGUGGGACACUACCCACACAUUCCACUUCGAUGAAGUUGGAGAGAUGACAAUGACAUCCAUGAACUUCGCAGCAAUCACAGGAUUGCGUGUUGGUGGGAAGCGACUAAGGUACGACUUGUAG
Molecule: messenger RNA, 555 nt
Organism: Prunus armeniaca (apricot)
Lineage: Eukaryota; Viridiplantae; Streptophyta; Magnoliopsida; Rosales; Rosaceae
Source: the annotation of a GenBank genome assembly